GCGUUUUGCCACAGAGCCGUAAAGGCGCGCAGGAACAUGGGGCUGUAUGCUGCAGCUGCAGGCGUGCUGGCGGGCGUGGAGAGCCGCCAGGGCUCCAUCAAGGGGCUUGUGUACUCCAGCAACUUCCAGAACGUGAAGCAGCUGUACGCGCUAGUGUGCGAAACGCAGCGCUACUCCGCUGUGCUGGAUGCCGUGAUCGCCAGCGCCGGCCUCCUCCGAGCGGAGAAGAAGCUGCGGCCGCACCUGGCCAAGGUGCUAGUGUAUGAGUUGUUGUUGGGAAAGGGCUUUCGAGGUGGUGGGGGCCGAUGGAAGGCUCUGUUGGGCCGCCACCAGGCGAGGCUCAAGGCUGAGUUGGCUCGGCUCAAGGUUCAUCGGGGUGUGAGCCGGAAUGAGGACCUGUUGGAAGUGGGAUCCAGGCCUGGUCCAGCCUCCCAGCUGCCUCGAUUUGUGCGUGUGAAUGCUCUCAAGACCUGCUCCGAUGAUGUAGUUGAUUAUUUCAAGAGACAAGGUUUCUCCUAUCAGGGUCGGGCUUCCAGCCUUGACGACUUACGAGCCCUCAAGGGGAAGCAUUUUCUCCUGGACCCCUUGAUGCCGGAGCUGCUGGUGUUUCCCGCCCAGACAGAUCUGCAUGAACACCCACUGUACCGGGCCGGACACCUCAUUCUGCAGGACAGGGCCAGCUGUCUCCCAGCCAUGCUGCUGGACCCCCCGCCAGGCUCCCAUGUCAUCGAUGCCUGUGCCGCCCCAGGCAAUAAGACCAGUCACUUGGCUGCUCUUCUCAAGAACCAAGGAUCUUUGCCUUUGACCUGGAUGCCAAGCGGCUGGCAUCCAUGGCCACGUUGCUGGCCCGGGCUGGCGUCUCCUGCUGUGAGCUGGCUGAAGAGGACUUCCUGGCGGUCUCCCCCUCAGACCCGCGCUACCGUGAGGUCCACUACAUCCUGCUGGAUCCUUCUUGCAGUGGCUCGGGUAUGCCGAACAGACAGCUGGAGGAGCCCGGGGCAGGACAACCGAGCCCGGCGCGUCUGCAUGCCCUGGCAGGGUUCCAGCAGCGAGCCCUGUGCCAUGCGCUCACUUUCCCUUCCCUGCAGCGGCUUGUCUACUCCACGUGCUCCCUCUGCCAGGAGGAGAAUGAAGACGUGGUGCGAGAUGCGCUGCAUCAGAACCCCGGCGCCUUCAGGCUAGCUCCCGCCCUGCCUGCCUGGCCCCACCGAGGCCUGAGCACGUUCCCGGGUGCCGAGCACUGCCUCCGGGCCUCCCCUGAGACCACGCUCAGCGGUGGCUUCUUUGUUGCCAUAAUUGAACGGGUCAAGGCGCCAAGGUGAGUGAGUGGGGGGUGUGCUUGGGAGACGCAGGAUGGCACCGGCACAUCUAACAUCUACACUUCUCUAGCUCAGCCUCACAGGCUGAAGCAUCAGCACCAGAAUGCACACCCAGCCCAGCCCCAAAGAGAAAGAAGAGACAGCAAAAAGCCGCAGCCGGUGCUUGCACACCGCCUUGCACAUAGCAGAGGCUCCGGGCUGACUCCUUCCUGGUGGGAAAGGAAGACGCCUGUCCUCUCCGUGGAGGACCCUGGGCCCUCACCGCAGGCAGCACUUUGGGUUUUGAAAGGGUAUUGGGUCCCUUCCUCAGGCUGUGUUCUUGCUGGUGAGCAAAGUGUUGCCUGCAGAAAUAAAAAGCAGAACGUACUCUA
Nomascus leucogenys (northern white-cheeked gibbon) is the source of this 1690-nucleotide messenger RNA. RefSeq names its product NOP2/Sun RNA methyltransferase 5 (gene NSUN5). Gene Ontology annotation, cellular component: nucleolus. Lineage: Eukaryota; Metazoa; Chordata; Mammalia; Primates; Hylobatidae. Gene Ontology annotation, molecular function: methyltransferase activity. The record is from RefSeq and is a predicted model, not a curated record. Gene Ontology annotation, biological process: rRNA base methylation.